CGCGAAGUGCCGCCCUCUAACCGGUAUCUUCUCCACUCGGCCAUAGUGCUCCUCUCCCCUUCCCCUCUACUCUGAGUUCGCUUUCUCAAGAGCUCCGAUGGCUGAACUAGCGGCCAGCCUGGUGGUGGGCCCACUGGUGUCCCUGGUGAAGGAGAAGGCGUCCAACUAUCUCCUGGACAAGUACAAGGUGAUGGAGGGUAUGGAGAAGCAGCACGAACUCCUCAAGCGCAAGCUGCCUGCCAUCCUCGACGUCAUCGCCGACGCUGAGAAGCAGGCGUCCCACCGGAAAGGAGUGAAGGUAUGGCUUGGCGUGCUCAAGACGGUGGCAUACCAGGCGAUCGACAUCUUUGAUGAGUUCGAGUAUGAGGCGCUCCGUCGUCAAGCCAAGAAGAAUGGGCACAUCACCAAGCUUGGCAUGGCUGGAGUAAAGCUCUUUCCUACUCACAACCGUGUUAUAUUCCGUAUCAGGAUGGCCAGCAAGCUUCAACGCGUUGUUGACGCCAUCAAGGACCUUGUGGAUGAAAUGAACGACUUUGGGUUCAACAAGCUUCAACGCCAGGCACCAGCACUGAAGGAGGGGCGUGAGACGGAUUCCAAUAUCGUUGAUCCUAAAAAUAUUGUUAGCCGAUCUAGGCAUGAGGAAAGGAAGAAAAUUGUUGAGAUAUUGGUCAACGAUCAAGCUACCAAUGGUGAUCUCAAGGUUCUUCCCAUCGUUGGAAUGGGAGGUUUGGGCAAGACCACCCUCGCUCAGCUCAUCUACAACGAUCCUCAAGUCAAGGAUCAUUUUCAGCUACUAAAGUGGGUGUGUGUGUCAGAUGAUUUCAAUCUGCGUAAUCUUGCCAACAAAAUUUGUAACGCUUCGGAGGGUUCCCUUGAAGAGGCACUGAAGGAGCUUCAGGAACAGCUUAAGGGAAAGAGGUACCUUCUUGUAUUGGAUGACGUAUGGGAUGAGGAGAGCUUCUUGGACAAGUGGGAAAGGUUCAAGGCCUGUCUUGAACAAGGUGGUGUCGGUAGUGCCAUACUGACAACCACCCGUAACACAGAAAUAGCUCAAUUAAUGGGUACAGUUGGAAUCUCACACGAAAGGAAAUACCUUGAUGUCGGAACUUUGGGCAAGGAAUUCAUACAGGAAAUUAUUGAAACAAGAGCAUUCAGUUUGCAUAAGCGAGAUGAGCUUGUAAACCUGGUUGGUUCGAUUGCAGAGAGAUGUGCUGGGUCUCCAUUGGCAGCCAAAGCUCUGGGGUCUAUAUUGCGUAACAAGACCACUACGGAAGAAUGGGAGGAUGUGCUACAGAGAAGCAGCAUAUGCACUGUUGAGACUGGAAUUUUGCCUAUACUUAAGCUUAGCUACGAUGAAUUGCCAACUGACAUGAAGCCAUGCUUUGCUUUUUGUGCUCUGUAUCCAAAGGAUUAUCAAAUUGAUGUGGACAACCUUAUCCAACUAUGGAUGGCUAAUGGUUUUAUCGUCUCAGAACAAAACAAGGUACCAAUUGAAACCGUGGGUAAACGGAUUGUCAACGAGAUGGUUUCAAGGUCAUUGUUCGAGUAUGUGGAGCAAGAUCCAACAAGGUUCGAGUAUAGUUCUACAACUUUUUUGAAGAUCCAUGACCUUAUGCACGAUGUUGCAAUGUCUGCUACAGGAAAAGAGUGCAUAUAUAUAACUCGUGAAAUGAAUGAAAGUGGUGAAUUACUUCCAAGUGCUACCCGCCAUAUACAUUUUGAAAGACGAAGUAUUGCAAAUAUUGAUAUUUUAUCUCGUUCCAUUGGGAAAAUGUCUAUACCUAUCCGAACGAUGUUUGUUGAGUACUAUGGAGAUGUGCUGCAUUCAUCCAAAUAUAGUUCUCUGCGAGCACUUGCUCUACCAAGAUUUGCCAAAGCAUCUUUGCCAAUAAAACCAAAGCAUCUGCACCACCUUAGGUACCUUGAUAUCUCUAAGAGUACAGUCGAAGCACUUCCAGAUGACAUAAGCAUACUAUAUAAUUUUCAGACACUUAAACUUUCUGGUUGUGAGAAACUUAGUAUGCUUCCGAAGCAAAUGAAGUACAUGACUGCCCUUUGUCAUCUCUACACUGAUGGAUGCAGGAAGUUACAGUGUAUGCCUCCGGAGCUUGGACGACUCACCUCUCUUCGAACCCUUACAUGCUUUGUAGUGAGCAGUGACUCGGAUUGUAGUAGUCUUGGAGAGCUAAAAAAUUUGAACAUUGGUGGUUCACUAGAGCUAAAGCAGCUCGAAAAUGUGACAGAAGCAAGAAAUGCAAAACAAGCAAAUCUUGGAAAUAAGAAGGAACUGAGACAGCUGUCAUUAAGGUGGACACGUGGUAAGGAGGAGGAACAGCAAUGUAACGAGGUGCUAGAGGUUCUCGAAGUUCAUGAUAGACUACUAGCUCUAGAAAUACACGCCUACCAAGGCACCAAUUUUCCAUUAUGGAUGGGUGUUUUAAGAAACAUGGUUGAGCUUCGGCUAUAUGGUUGUAGCAAAUCUGAGCAGCUUCCUCCAUUGUGCCAGUUACCAGCACUACAGCUUCUUCAUUUGGUAGGAUUGACAAAGUUGCAGUUCUUGUGCAGCAGUUGUACAUCCUCCACAUUUGGAAAGCUCAAGGAUCUUAAGCUUGUUUUUCUUGGUAAUUUUGAUAGGUUUUAUGAUCAGGUAGUGCAAGAAGAGCUAGUAGCAUUUCCUCAGCUCGAGAAAUUGUAUAUUAAAGGCUGCGGAAAAUUGACAGCAUUGCCAGAAGCGGGAGUGCUCAGAAAAUGGUAUGAUGGUGGAGAAUAUACAAUGGUCCGCUCAGCAUUCCCAGGAUUGAAGAGCCUCAUAUUGAUAAGUUUACGGAGCUUUGAGAAUGGGAACAUGCACUAUUCCCUUUGCUUGAGACUGUCCGUAUUCGUAGUUGCAACAAGUUAACCACUCUGCCUAGAGCACCAAAGCUCAGGGAACUAUGCCUAUCUAUGACUUAUUGUGAAGAAAACCAACAGAGGUCCCUGGGAGCAACUAGAUAUAUGACGUCACUGUCCAAUUUGAAAUUGGAAAGAGUCGAGGUGGAUGGCAAGGACAAAUGGGACUAUAUUUCAUCUGUGACAAAUAUGCACCUUAACUACUGCAGUUUGUUCUUCCAAUCACAUGCACUAGCUCUGUGGGCUUGUUUUCGGCAGCUGCAAGAUCUGGAUAUCUGUUCCUCGAAUGACCUAAUCUGCUGGCCGGAAAAUGAGUUCCAAAAUUUGGUUUCCUUGCGGAGGCUGAAAAUUGGGCAUUGCAAGAGUCUGGUUGGAUAUGCUCCUGACCAG
Molecule: messenger RNA, 3279 nt
Organism: Setaria italica (foxtail millet)
Lineage: Eukaryota; Viridiplantae; Streptophyta; Magnoliopsida; Poales; Poaceae
Product: putative disease resistance protein RGA4
Exons: 2
Coding region: 98-2899 (933 amino acids)
Biological process (GO): defense response to other organism
Molecular function (GO): ADP binding
Source: RefSeq, a predicted model, not a curated record